AUGAACUCGGUGCGACACAAUUUGUCGUUGAACAAAUGCUUCGAAAAGGUUCCUCGUGAGAAAGGUGAACGCGGCAAGGGAGGCUUCUGGCGAGUCAAUUCUAAACACGCUGACUGGCUCGAAUCGAACUUAGCUAAGUGCCGGCGUGCUGCACCACCACCCGGACCACCUCCACCAAUGUCGCGGUCUAUGCUACUUCAACAGCAGCAGCAGCAGCAGCAACCUUCGCGUCCUCGUCCUAGCCAGCAGACAAGUUCUUACCUUCCUUUGGUCCAAUUUUCUGAGAGUUAUCAUUCCUCUACGGCUGCUUCCGGUAACAGAUGCAUUGGCCCGAACAGCGCAAACGGUUUCGUUUCAUCACCUUCAUCCGCCAGCUCAACCUCUUCCUGCUCAUCGGCUUCCACGUCCUUACUUACUCCUUCUUUAGCUACUCCUCCUAACUCAUCUUCGUCAUCUUCGUCAUCUUCGUCUUCUGCUUCUAUUGCAUCCGCUUCUCCCUCCCCGGUUAGCAUGACUGGAAACGCUGCUUGCCUCCUAGGUCUACUGCCCUCGUUGCCUUCCCCACGGCAGCGCAGUCUCCUGCUACAGAGUGACUCGGCAAGUUUGGAUAUAUCCGUUUGGCCACAGAAGCGCACUUCAGCCAUCGCGGCUGGGCUUCCAUUACAAGUGGCAUCGAGACACCGGCGCCGAAAAACUCCACUCUUUACACCUGAUAUGCCUGCUUGGCAAGGGCGGCGAGAUUUUGAUGAAUACGAAGAUGAUCACGAAAGUCACAAUGGUGAUCUCCGUUCUCCCGCACUGCAGGCUUUUACUACUUCAGGCCAUCAUCUUUCAAGACAGCAGACUGCUGAUCUGCGGACCGGAGAUUUGGACCGUGGUGGUUUUUCCAAACUGCAACAGAGCAUUAGCAUAAACCUAGCGAACGGCUCAGGAAAAUGGCGCCACCGAAACGUUGGGUCUGAGGUGAGUGCGAGAGUAGAGGAGCCGAGUCAAAGUGAGACUGGUGAUGACUAUUGCGGUGGCCCUGGUGAUCCUAGUACUAAUGAUGAAGGUCUGAUUGGUGGACGCCGACUGCGGCGCGUCCGUCGGCCAACCUGGAAGAAGGUUGAAGCAGCCGAAUCAGAACGGAUCUUUGCUGCCGUCGACGAUGAUGAUGAACGCGUUUAUUCUACCGAUGUUGUAGGCCGGAAACGAGUGGAGAAUGAGAAGACUUGCGAAGAUAAUGAAGGCAAUAUUGGUGAGCCAAACUUGGAGCAUGUGCGAACUAAGGAGGAGGAAGAUGGCGAAAAUGAUGACGAUGAUGAAAAUAAUGAUAGAGGAGGAAGAAGGAAAGAAAGAGGCAAUUUUGGAUCGAUGAAUACAAGACGUCGUGUUUGUGAGCCUUUUUUUAACACUUCUAGGACGCGCUUAACAAGUGUGAACCGUCUUGAUAGGCGCCAGCGUCUACCUCCCAAUUGGCAAGCACCGGUCGUCUCAAGACGUUCUACUGAGCCUCUGGGAACCUUUUUGUCUUGUGGAUAUCGGCGCAGACGACAGGCAAAAGAGAUAAGACAGUCACAAGAAGCCGUCCGAAAUCGCAGAGGAAUACGAGUGACAAUUCAUUUGCGCUCUCUGGAAGACAAAGGCAUGGCUGAUUGA
Molecule: messenger RNA, 1638 nt
Organism: Protopolystoma xenopodis
Lineage: Eukaryota; Metazoa; Platyhelminthes; Monogenea; Polystomatidea; Polystomatidae
Source: the annotation of a GenBank genome assembly